AUUAUUCAAAACAGUACAUGAGGGACUGGACUUUUGUGAAGCUAUAAUCGUGAUUCUUUAAGACGCGGUCGUGUGACAGCUGGUUGGUUAUGAAGGGUCGUUUUCUUAUUCAAGCUUCGGUGUGUGAAUGAAGCCGGACUCGGGCCGGAGGAGUUCACACUUUCCAUCCAGCAUCAGUUCCGCGUUCGACUGCAGCAGAGUUCACGUUGGGUAACAACAGCGCAGUGACCGCAGGUUAACAGCGUCCAUGUUUAUAUCUUUAUAAAACACGUCUUUGCCGGAACAUGGCUGUAAACAACAUAGAGAGCGAGUCUGAGGCGCGGAUCUACGGGUUUACCAGGAGAGCUUCAGCUGUGUUGACCCACUUCAUCUGCAUCGUUUUCAGCCUCUUCAUCGCUCUGAUGUCCCGACCUGGCACCAGUUUGUUUUCCUGGCAUCCUUUCCUCAUGACGCUGGCUUUCUCCUUCUUCAUGACAGAAGCCAUACUCAUCUUCUCCCCCCACGGCUCCCCCAUCAAAGGUUGCUCACACAAGACCAAAGGUCGUGUUCACUGGAUCCUGCAGUGCCUGUGUGUGUCCUGUGCGGUCCUGGGCCUGGCAGCCAUCUUUUACAACAAACACCUGAACAGUAAACCCCACUUCACCUCAUGGCACGGUCUGCUCGGCCUGCUCACGGUGUGCGUGGUCGCGCUGCAGUCUUUGGCAGCUUUGCCUCUCAUCUACCAUUCCCUGGCUAAAGGCUGGUCCCUUGCCAAACUCAAGCGCUAUCACGCGGCGUCCGGGCUCAUCACGUACCUGCUCGGCAGCAUGAGCCUGCUGCUCGGCCUCUGCUCGGCCUGGUUCACCGCCUCUGUCAAGGACUACAACUGGUACCUGUCAGCACUGUGCCCGGCCGUCAGCGCUCUCAUGAUAAUGAACCAAGUCACCAGUGCAUACAUGGCCAAGAAACGUCUGAAGGCCUGACAGAGGAGACGUCACCGGACUUUAACAUUAACAUUUUAUUGACUGUGGCUGAAAUAGAGGACACUGAGUCUACGCGUCUCUGUAUUUGGGGUUUUUAGGAAGGGCUCAACGACCUGAGGAAUUUUCAUUUGACAGUUACGCACCCAUGCUGAGUUUCUUUUGUUUGUUUGAAGCUUCUGAUGUUUUAAUCCAUACUAGUUUUAACUUCGACCAUGGACUGUAUAUAAAGAUGUAGGAAGUGUGUCCACCUUCUCUCACUAUCCAGACAAGAAGCCAACACAUCCUGGAUAUGAAGGCUGAACCACAAAAUUUUGUUUGGCCCAUGUCCCUUUAGCUCACAUGGAGGAGGCAGAAUUUAUGUCCUAUACUACAGCAGGUGGCGAUCAAGACUAUUUAGCUUCAAUUUUGGGGAGCGGUCAUGUGUCGUCCAUCUUUAUAAACUGUGUAUGAUUAUGUCCACUCACGUUACCUACCAAACACCAGUAUGCUAGCAAUAGCACUUGGCAAAGCAUUGUUUCCUUUACAUUCUCCAAGCUGCUAGCAUUGCUGCAGACUCAGUAUCCUUAAAAACUUAACAGCUUCAAAUGUGACAGGUUUUAGCAAAAGAAGUCAGUUAGUGAAAUAAAAAGAAAUGGUUUAAAUAUUCUCUUCAGACUGAACAGUGUGAGGUUGGUUUUGACACAAUAAGAUUAUAAGACAUCACCAAAACUUCAUCAGAAAUCUCAGUGUACUUUUUUUAUUUUUAGUCAUGAUCUCAUUAAAUACUGCCUUGAAUAUUUGUUGAUCUCAGGUUGAACUUUUGUAUCUUGUGUUGCAUUUUAUAUCUGUCCUCCUGGUUACUGACUUGACCAUGUCUGAUGAUGUCAUACCAAAGGUGUAUCCACAUUAAAAGUACAUGUCAAUGAUUCA
Molecule: messenger RNA, 1871 nt
Organism: Platichthys flesus (European flounder)
Lineage: Eukaryota; Metazoa; Chordata; Actinopteri; Pleuronectiformes; Pleuronectidae
Gene: cyb561d2
Product: transmembrane reductase CYB561D2
Exons: 3
Coding region: 285-962 (225 amino acids)
Cellular component (GO): endoplasmic reticulum
Molecular function (GO): transmembrane monodehydroascorbate reductase activity
Source: RefSeq, a predicted model, not a curated record